Molecule: messenger RNA, 597 nt
Organism: Funneliformis geosporum
Lineage: Eukaryota; Fungi; Glomeromycota; Glomeromycetes; Glomerales; Glomeraceae
Source: the annotation of a GenBank genome assembly
AUGGUCCUAGAUAUUAAUAAGUUACACGAGCUUGAAUAUUGUCACAAAAAUCUUCACAGUGGCAAUAUCUUAUUGGAGAAAAGCGCUUCAUUUUUAACAGAUUUUGGAUUAUCCGGACCAGCAAAUAAAUCUUCAAAUGAAGUAUAUGGAGUUUUACCUUACGUUGCUCCAGAGGUAUUAUACGGGAAUUCUUAUACAACCGCAGCCGAUAUUUAUAGUUUUGGAAUUAUUAUGAUAGAAUUGUCAAGCGGGAAACCUCCCCAUCAUGAUAAAAAACAUGAUAAUAAUCUCGCAAUAGCUAUUUGUAAUGGACUUCGUCCAGAUUUUGGAAAAGGAACUCCCGAGUUCUAUAAAGACUUAGCAUAUAGAUGUAUGGAUGCUAAUCUAGAUCAAAGACCUACCGCUAAUGAAUUAUAUGAUCAUUUGUGGGAAUGGGAAGAAUGCAUAAGAGGACGAAAUAAUAAUUCUGAUGCAAUAAAUAUUAGAAAAGCUUUUGAACAAGCAGACAAAGAAAUUCCGUAUAUGCGUACAUCUUAUACGAUACAUCCUGAUGCUGUAUUUACAAGCAAACGAUUAUGUCGUACAAAUUUGCCAUAA